Messenger RNA from Salarias fasciatus (jewelled blenny), 3265 nucleotides. It is a transcript of the gene psip1b, whose product is annotated as PC4 and SFRS1 interacting protein 1b. The record is from RefSeq and is a predicted model, not a curated record. Lineage: Eukaryota; Metazoa; Chordata; Actinopteri; Blenniiformes; Blenniidae.
GCAGCGGAGGGAGCCAACAUGGCGGCGGACAGCAGCUGUUUCAGCUAGUUCAGCAGCGAGCCGCUUCUCACCGCGCACAGCGACUCUUCCCGAUCAAUCCUCUCCUCACCCAUCAGUCCCGGACCGCCGUCUCAGCCGCUGCACCAUGUCGGGAAAAAGCAAAGAGGCGUUCAAGGCCGGAGACCUGGUGUUCGCCAAGAUGAAGGGCUUUCCCCACUGGCCUGCCAGGAUCUGCAAGUCCGACCGCGGCUACAAGAAGAGAAUCCCGGUCUUCUUCUUCGGGACUCACCAGCUAGGCACCCUCCCCCCGGAGAACGUGGUCCCGUAUGUGGGGAACCGACUGAAGUACGGCAGCGGCGUGCGGAUCAAGGGCUUCGCCGAGGGCAUGUGGGAGAUCCAGAACACUCCGGGAGUUGGCAGCAAACUCAAGUUUCCAGGAAAGUCCAACACUCAGACCACGCCUGCCAAACCGGCUUCAGCGUCAAAAACUACACCUGCCAAACCGACUUCAGCGUCAAAAACUACACCUGCAAAACCCACUUCAAAUACUACACCUGCGACCCCAGGCUCAGCUUCAAGAACCACACCUGAGACACCGGCUUCAGCGUCUACACCCACGCCUGCAAAACCGACUUCAGGUGACCGGGCGGACAGCGAUGUCGCCACAUCCGGUCGCGGUAAACCGGCCAACGGCAGGCGCACCCGGAGCGGUGCCGGCGGCGAGAAUCAACCGGCCACCAAGACGGCAACGAGGGCCUCGUCCAGACUGGCUCCAGAAAGGACCGCGGGCCCCGAACCGGCCGCCGGAGACGUCCCCGAGGCCACGGAGCUGGCCGGGAACACCAGGAGCCGGAGGUCUGCUGGCGCAUUGGCGAGGGAAACGGCCGCCGGCUCAGAGACGACCCCCGGCGAGGAGGACGCGACCCCGAGGCCGGCUGCAGGCUCCAAGGUCGAUGCAGAUAAGAAGAAGACGAGGACGCCGGCUGGUCCAACUGGAACGCCUUCAGCUGAAGACAAGAAAGCGAGAGACGAGGAGGAGGAGAGUGGAGGAGUGAGGAAGAGGAGGAGGAGGAAGGAGGAGGUGGAGGAGGAGGAGCCACCGAGUGGAGACAGCAAGAGGAGCAAGGCCCAAAAAUCAGAAGAAGAAGAGAGGAGGCCGUCAGAGGCACGCGUGUCAACGAGGAGGAGGAAUGAAGGGAUGAAGAGAGGAGGAGGGGGAGGGGAGGAGGAGAAAACCUCAGGGACUCCUGCACCCAAGACAAAGGAGGAGAAAACAUCAGAGAAGAAGAAAGAGGAGAGGGAGAAGGAUGCAAAGGAGAGAGAGGAGGAGGAGAAGGAGAGAGAGAAGGAGGAGGACAAGGAGGCGAAGGAGAGAGAGAAGGAAGCGGAGAGAGAAAAGGAGGUGAAGGAGAGAGAGAAGGAAGUGAAGGACAAGGAGGCGAAGGAGAGGGAGAAGGAAGCGAAGGACAAGGAGGCGAAGGAGAGAGAGAAGGAAGCGAAGGACAAGGAGGCGAAGGAGAGGGAGAAGGAGGUGAAGGAGGCGAGGGAGAAGGAGGUGAAGGACAAGGCUAAGGAGAAAGAGAAGGAGGUGAGAGAAAAGGAGAAGGGGGCAAAAGAAAAAGAGAAGGAGGUGAAGGAGAAAAGCAGCAGUGAGGGAAGGAGAGAGGAGGUGAAAACAGAGAAGAAAGAGGAGGAGGAGAAGGAGGAAGAGAGGAUGGCACAAACUCGAUCAUCCAAGAGAAAGAGAGAGGAGCAGCGGGGUGAGGAGAAACGAGUGAAGACGAGGAGAGAGAGGAGCAGUGAGAGAGGAGGGGAGGAAGUGAAGAAGGACGGGGACGGCCAGGGAGAAAAGAGGAGGAGGGAGGAGGAGAAAUCCGAGGGAGUGAAGACCAGAACCGCCAAGAAAGACCAACACAGGAGGGAGGAGAAGAAGGAGGAGCAGAGGAGGAGGAGGAGAGAUGAGGACGGAGACGAGGAGCAGCGCCGCCGGAGACAGAGCGUCCUCAGCUCCCUGAGAGGACUGCUGCGGGAUGGAGGGGGCGGGGCCACUGGGAGCCACGCCCCCCGAAGGCGGGGCUCGGCAGGCUCCGACUCCGCCUCCGUCAGCAGGAGGAGCGGCAUCAUCGGAAAGAUCGUCACCCGGAAGAGACCGGCGGAGGACGAGGACAAGAAGAAGGAGACAGACGAGAAGAAGGAGGACAAGAGGAGUCCGACAGACGAGAAGAAGGAGAAAGAUGAGAGGAAGAAUGACGAGGACAAGAAGAGUCCGACAGACGAGAAGAAGGACGAGACGAAAGACGAGAGGAAGAUCAUUGGGAAGAUCGUGAAGGCGUCCGGUGGUCGGGGGACCAAGGUCCACCUGAAGACCAUGAUGGGAGGAUUGACGGCCGCCGCCAGGCCGUCCUCCGAGGACAAGAAGGACGGAAGGGCCGAGCCGACGGAGGACGAGAAGAAGAAAGACAGAAAAGUUCAAGUGACGGAGAGAGAGACGACAAACGAGGACAAGGUGGAGAAGAACCUGAGAAAGACAGAUCAGAGGGUGGAGGAGGAGAAGAAGAGGAGUGUCCAGAAGAAGACGGAGAGGAAGGACGAGGAGAAGGACGACAACCAGCGGAAGACGAGGAGUUCAGAGAGGAGCGACCUGAGAGAGGAGCCUCCUCCAGACCCGAAGACAAACCCAGCAGGACCAGAGCGCCGGAGGACAAGAAGACCAGCAGGGAGGACGGCAGGAAGGAGGCGGAUACAGCGCCGCCGCCGCCGCCGCCGGAGCCGAAGAAGAAGGACAACAAGACCAACAGAGUCAAACCCGACGAGGAGGAGGAGGAGGAGGCGCAGGGGGGGAGGGGGGGGGGAGGGAGCGGACAGGUCGGAGAAGACGUGCUCCCUGACGGACUCCACGCUCCACCGCAUCCACGGAGACAUCAGGAUCUCCCUGAAGACAGACAACCCGGACAUCGGGAAGUGUCUCACGGCGUUGGACCAGCUCAGUCUGGUCUACGUUACAUCCCAACACAUCCAGAGACACAGCGAGCUCAUCGCCACGCUCAGGAAGAUGCGGUACUACCGGGGGAACCAGGCCGUGAUGGAGAAGGCCUCGAUGCUCUACAACCGCUUCAAGAACGCCUUCCUGCUGGGGGAGGGGGAGGAGGUGGUGAGCGCCUCCUUCCUGCGCUCGCUGCUGGAGGAGAAGGAGCGGGAGGAGGCGCAGAGGGUGGAGAGGAUGGAGCAGGAGCGGAGGGUGGAGAAGAUGGAGGAGGAGCAGAGG